Brassica napus (rape) is the source of this 1311-nucleotide messenger RNA. Its product is annotated as period circadian protein. Lineage: Eukaryota; Viridiplantae; Streptophyta; Magnoliopsida; Brassicales; Brassicaceae. The record is from RefSeq and is marked provisional.
AUGGCAAAGGGACACCAAGGCAAAUGCUUUGGAUUUGUCCUCUUACUAUGUUUCUUCAGUUCAACUUUCGCACGCAGGAUUCUUAAGGAUCUAGACCAUGUAGUGAAGCCUGGGAAGGUUAGUUUGAGGGAGCAAGAUCAUGGCUUGUUCAGUCUAGAACCUGACCACAAAGUCAAGCCUGGCCAUAAUCCGCAGUCCGCGUGGUGGGGUGAACCAGAAGAGCCUGAGGACAAGGUCAAGCCUGAUCAUAAACUGCAAUCCAUGUGGCGUGAGCUAGAAGAACCUGAUCCUGAAAAAAAGCAUGCUCAUAAAGUAAUGCCUGAUUACAAAGAGAAGCUUAAUGAUGGUGGUAAAGAGAAGAUUGAUGACAUAGAGAAGCCUGAUCAUGUAGUAAAGCCUAAUUACAAAGAGAAGCUUAAUGAUGGUGACAAAGAGAAGAUUGAUGACAUAGAGAAGCCUGAUCAUGUAGUAAAGCCUAAUUACAAAGAGAAGCUUAAUGAUGGUGACAAAGAGAAGAUUGAUGACAUAGAGAAGCCUGAUCAUGUAGUAAAGCCUAAUUACAAAGAGAAGCUUAAUGAUGGUGGCAAAGAGAAGAUUGAUGACAUAGAGAAGCCUGAUCAUAUAGUCAAGCCUAAUUACAAAGAGAAGCUUAAUGACAAAGAGAAGAUUGAUGGCAUAGAGAAGCCUGAUCACACAGUUAAGCCUAUGGGAUAUGGCUAUGGCGUUGGUUAUGGCAGUGGAGGCAGCGGCUUUGGAGAAGGAAUAGGCUCUAGUGGAGGCAGUGGUUUUGGAGAAGGGAUAGGCUCUAGUGGUGGCAGUGGUUUUGGAGAAGGAAUUGGCUCUAGUGGAGGCAGUGGCUUUGGAGAAGGAAUUGGCUAUGGUGAUGGUUCAGGUGUUGGCAUUGGAGAAGGAAGAGGGUCAGGGUAUGGCCAACCUAACUGCGGUCCUGUCAGGGGAGCCCCAGGUAGGGGAUUUGGUGAAGGCAUUGGACGAGGUAGUGGUUCAGGGGAAGGGAUUGGUAUCGGUAGAGGAGGAAGUGGCUCUACUGGUGUACCCAGUGUAGUUGUCCCUCCCAUAACUGUACCAGGCACAACAAUCCCUCCCAUAACUGUGCCAGGCACCCACAUUCCCGGUUUUACGAUUCCGGGAGUGACGGUUCCUGGCUUUGGUACUGGUGGAGGAUGCCAAACCGGUGGGUGCACCCCAAGCGUGCCAUACUACCAUCCACCUAAUACCAACCACCAAACUGUCCCCAUUGUCCUCCUUUCGUUUCAGGACAAGACAAACACAUGUCAGAUAAAGGGACCAUGA